Molecule: messenger RNA, 576 nt
Organism: Bombina bombina (fire-bellied toad)
Lineage: Eukaryota; Metazoa; Chordata; Amphibia; Anura; Bombinatoridae
Product: Golgi-associated plant pathogenesis-related protein 1-like
Exons: 5
Coding region: 1-576 (191 amino acids)
Cellular component (GO): extracellular region
Source: RefSeq, a predicted model, not a curated record
AUGGGGUCUCUGAAAAAGGAAAACAAAAAGGCAUUCAGCUCAGCAGAAACAACCAACUGUAGCUGUGCUGCAAAGUCUACUGGAAGGCAAACAACCACAGAUGAUGACUGUGCUGAGCCACAGAGUGUCAAUAUGGCGCAAUUUGAGAACGAUUUCCUGUCUGCACAUAAUGCUUAUCGCAAGCGACAUGGUUCGCCUCCUCUUCAGCUCAGCAGGGAACUCAGUAAUUCAGCACAACAAUGGGCAAAUUAUCUGCUGUCCAUCAGAACUAUGAAGCACAGCGGCAGUGGAUAUGGAGAAAACAUUUACUACGCCUACGGCUUUAAGGAACUAAAAGGUCAACAGCCUGUCGAUUCCUGGUACAAUGAGAUUCAGUACUAUAACUUCAGCCAGCCAGGAUUUGCGAUGAAUACAGGUCACUUCACCCAGGUGGUCUGGAAGGACAGCAAACUGCUGGGAGUUGGCGUAGCCACCGAUGGCAAAGGGCUUUUCUAUUGUGUUGGACAAUACAGCCCAGCAGGAAACGUGAUGAGCCCUGGGUAUUUUGAGAGGAAUGUUUUACCCGCCACAGCUUAA